Postia placenta MAD-698-R-SB12 is the source of this 270-nucleotide messenger RNA. RefSeq lists its product as hypothetical. Gene Ontology annotation, cellular component: membrane. The record is from RefSeq and is a predicted model, not a curated record. Gene Ontology annotation, biological process: mitochondrial electron transport, ubiquinol to cytochrome c. Gene Ontology annotation, molecular function: electron transfer activity. The transcript has a single exon. NCBI's taxonomy places the organism in Eukaryota, Fungi, Basidiomycota, Agaricomycetes, Polyporales, Adustoporiaceae. The coding region runs from base 1 to 270 and encodes 89 amino acids.
AUGUUUGGAUCUUUAUUAAUAUUAUUAAUACUACCUUAUGUAGAUUUAUCUAGAAUUAGAGGAAAUCAAUUUAGACCAGCUAUGAAAUUAUUUUUCUGGUUCUUUGUUGUAAACUUUGUAAUAUUAAUGUGGAUCGGUUCUCAACACCCUAAUAGUCCUUAUGUAGAAAUAGGUCAAGUUGCAACUGCAUUCUACUUUGUUUGGUUUAUAGUUAUAGUUCCUUUAUUAGGUUUAUCUGAAAAUUCUUUAAUGGAUAUAGCUACAAAAUAA